Messenger RNA from Falco peregrinus (peregrine falcon), 2862 nucleotides. RefSeq names its product ATR interacting protein (gene ATRIP). The record is from RefSeq and is a predicted model, not a curated record. The transcript is spliced from 13 exons. Lineage: Eukaryota; Metazoa; Chordata; Aves; Falconiformes; Falconidae. Gene Ontology annotation, biological process: DNA damage checkpoint signaling; DNA repair. Bases 160 to 2628 code for a protein of 822 amino acids.
GCCCCAUUGGCCUGAGGGGAGCUCUGGCCGCCGCUGAUUGGCGGGGGGCGCGUCAGUGGGCGCGGUCGGCCGCCGGCGCGCGGGCCCGGUGGGGGUCCGCCCGCAAGGCCGUCAGUGCGUCCCCCGAGCCCACCGGCGAGGCCGCCAGCGCCCCCCGGCAUGGCGGCGCAGCCCCCGCCCGGGCCGCGGAAGCGGAGCGGGGCGGGCUGGGCCGGGGCCGCCCCUCCGGGGGCCCUGGAGAACGGAUUCCCGCCCCACAAGCGCCCCAAGAGCGCGGGGGCGGCUGGGCCCGACGAGGGGCCGGGAGACCCCUUCGGGGACAGCGACGACUUCACGGCGGACGACCUGGAGGAGAUUGACACCCUGGCCUCGCAGGCGCUGUCGCAGGAGGCCGCCGCGCCGCGGGCCGGGCUCCCGAGGCACGCGUGGGGCGCCCUGGGGCCGGGCAGCGCCCUGGGGUCUGCGGCCGCCGGGCCGCGCCGGGGCAGCGUCCCCGCGGCAGUAAGCACUACAGAAGAUAGUCUGAUGAGAGAUGCUUUCCAGUUUGAAGUACUGCAAACACAGCAUGAAGAAAUUAAACAGAAGCUGAAAGAAAUGCAGGAUGAAAUACUUAGUAAAAAUGGAGAAAUUAAAAUUUUGCGUGACUCAAUGCAGCAGAUGGAGUAUGCUAUGGAGGAACAGAAAAGAUCAUACGUGCUAUUGGAACAGCAAAACUCUCAGAUCUUAAGUGAAAAAGAAAAAGAGUUCUUCAAAAAGAUACUGUCGUUACAGUCAGAGCUGCAGUUCAAAGAUGCAGAAAUGAAUGAAUUAAGAGUGCGACUUCAGAACUGUGAAAGAAAUAAACAUGUUACUCAGACGGUUUUAAUGCCAAGCCCUAAAAAGAAUUUUGCAGUACAAAUGAACUCAGAAGGAUGUUCUCCACAGCCUAGAAAAAAAUCUUUUCCUACAAAGGAAUCCUUCAGUGCUGAAAUGUCCACUAAACCAUCGUGUUCUUCAGGAAAUUUGGUUGCCCCGACUACUUCCAUCAAAGAAGACAGUAAGAUAACCCAUCCUGAAGUUUUAUCCGUGAAGCAUGAAGCAAUGGGAAAAAACGGUUCCUACAACUCUGUACCUAAACGAAAUGCACAAGGUUCUAUCUUACUAAAUGCACUGAUGAAGCAGCCCAUUGUUCCUGGGUCAUUACUAGGACUCUGCCAUCUUCUUAGCAGUAACUCUGAGCCUCUGCCUGGAGCUGUACUGCAGCCUAACUAUUUGGAUACGAAGUCCACACAACUACCCAACAGCAGGACAACUCAAGAAGGAAUUGCUCCUCUUGUAUCCCUGCAAGAAGCUCAGAAACUUGCACUAACAGGAUUGAACUUGAUUGCCAUGGACACAGGAUUAUAUGAAGGAAGCGGAACGGAAAGCCAGAGAGAGUUCUUGCACCUGACGCGCUGCAAGAUCCGAGGCGCGGUGCAUCUCUUGCCCUUGGUAGAACACCAUAUUGGUGCGUACUGUCAAGCAGUACAAUUGGCAGACAAGUCAGUAAAUGGUUCCUGUGGAAACCAUUCUGCUGUUUCUUCCGGAACCAACACAAAUACGGUGUCAAGUAAGGAGGACUUCAGGUUGUCUCUUGAAGAAACCACAGUUGUGUCACUGGGUGUUCUUUAUUAUUUGGCAUUCUAUAGCUGGGAUGUUGUGCACAUGUUGCUGUCAACUGAGGUGGAAAAAAGUUCUGCUGCUGGAGAUGAACAGGUUUCCAAGAUGGACAAAAGCGUGUUGUGUGAUGAUCAGUGUGAUAAUAAAGAAGAUACCAGGAUGCAAGGAGGGCUGCCUGUAGCUCCACAGGAUGCUCCCAAUAAUGAUCGAGCUCAACAUUCCUUGUUUAAAAAGCUGCUUCAGGUUUUAGCUUUUUCUGCUGCAAGAGGCUCCCAAACUGAUAGUGUAUUGAACCAAAGCCUAAAAGUUUUGGUGAAAUUAGCUGAAAAUUCAACAAUGGACUUGCUAAUAAAUUUUCAGCACUUACUGACUAGCCAGAUACUGCUCCAUUGUCUGUGUCCAGAGACCCCUUUGCCUGCUGUCCUUUUGACCGUGAGACUGUUGUCUGUUCUUGCUCAACACCACAUGUUGGUUGCACAACUUUGUUCUCAUUCAGACACCUGCCUUCUUCUUGCACUGUACAUGUAUAUUACAUCAAGACCAGAUAAAUCAGCAUCUGAAAUGCUUUGGCUUCAGCUGGAACAAGAGACAGUUAGACUCCUGACAAGGUGUAUGCGGUGCUCCAAUCCAGUGGUUUUAUUACCUGGUACAGACUGCCAGUGUAAUCUCGAGGUGGUUAAGGCACUAAUUAUAAUGCUACAUAGACAGUGGAUGAAGAUUAGAAGAUCUGAAAACAGCUUGUGUGCAUAUAAGGAACAAAUUAUUCAGUUUUUACGGGAUGCUGUUUUACUCUUACACAGCCUGUCUCAGAAAGAUAAACUGUUUCAUGAACACUGUUUGGAAGUUCUCCAUCAGUAUGACCAAGCCAUGCCAGGCAUAAGAACCACUCUCAAAAAGACUCAAAAAUUGAGUGCCUGUGAAGAACUGGUUUUGGAUGAAUUGUAUCCUUCUGAGCCAGAAGCAGAAGACCAAGGAAUGGACUCCAGCUAGCUAACAGACAGAUGUCUGUCCAUCCUCAUCUAAAUCUUAAUAAUCACUGCCAGUGUAAAUCUGAAAUUUAAAUCACCUAUUUUAUUAAGUGAUAAUCUGAAAGUCGUACCCAAAUGCAGUCCAACUAAGACACAUUUCUUUGUUGUGUUUAAGUGUCAUCUAAACAUAGCUGAAAGCAAAGAAAUUUUGAUGUAAGAAUUAUACUGCAGUGUACUCUUUUGCUGUGCAAAACCA